UGGUGACUUCCUCUCACCGCAGCAGCUGGUAGAGCCAGGGCUGCCCCUUCUGCUGGUGCCUCCUCUCAGCCGCCUCUGCCUGGGGUUCCCUUCGUCUGGCCCCGCCCCUCGGGCUGAGUGGGGCGGGGCCAGGCAGUCCCGGAGGCUCUGGCCGGCUGGCCGGGAGCAGGUGGAGGGCUGGCGCGGUCGAGAUCGUGCUGCCAUGGCUCAGCCUCCGGGUCCAGAGUCUCAGCUCCUACCUCUUUCCUCCUUGCCAGCCCCUGAUGCUUGCCAGAUUUUUGCCUCUGCCGGAGCCCCUGCCUGACCAGCCUCCCUCCCCGUCUCGCUGGGAUUUGGGGGCUGAGCUGUCUGGGGUCCCAGGGCCGACCAAUGCAGUGCCGGCUCCUGCGGGGCCUGGCUGGAGCCCUCCUCACCCUCCUGUGCAUGGGCCUCCUGUGUCUGCGGUACCACUUGAGCCUGACCCCGCAGCGGGUGCAGGAGACCCCCGAGCUGAGCCAGCAGAGCCUGGGGCUCCCUGAACUACAGCUGGGCGAUGUCUUCAUCGCAGUUAAGACGACCCGGGCCUUCCACCGCUUGCGCCUGGAGCUGCUGCUUGACACGUGGGUUUCCAGGACCAAGGAACAGACAUUCAUCUUCACUGACAGCCCAGACGACGGCCUCCGGGACAGACUGGGGUCCCACCUUGUGGUCACCAACUGCUCUGCAGAACACAGUCACCCAGCUCUGUCCUGCAAGAUGGCUGCUGAGUUUGACACCUUCCUGGCCAGUGGGCGUAGGCUGGAGUGCAAUGGCGGGAUCUCAGCUCACUGCAACCUCUGCCUCCUGGAUUCAAGUGAUUCUCCUGCCUCAGCCUUCCCAGUAGCUGGGAUUACAGGCGCACCCCACCAUGCCUGGCUAAGUUUUGCAAUUUUGGUAGAGAUGGGGAUUUACCAUGUUGGCCAGGCUGGUCUUGAACUCCUGACCUCAGGUGAUUCAGCAGCCUCGGCCGCCCAAAGUGCUGGGAUUACAGGUGUGAGCCACCGCGCCCGGCCAGGGUGGUUCUGCCACGUGGAUGAUGACAAUUACGUGAACCCAAGGGUGCUGCUGCAGCUGCUGAGGGCCUUCCCGCUGGCCCAAGACGUCUACGUGGGAAGGCCCAGCCUGAACCGGCCCAUCCACGCCUCGGAGCCGCAGCCCCACAACCGCACGAGGCUGGUACAGUUCUGGUUCGCCACCGGGGGCGCUGGCUUCUGCAUCAAUCGCAAACUGGCUUUGAAGAUGGCUCCGUGGGCCAGCGGCUCCCGUUUCAUGGACACGUCUGCUCUCAUCCGGCUGCCUGACGACUGCACUGUGGGCUACAUCAUUGAGUGCAAGCUGGGCGGCCGCCUGCAGCCCAGCCCCCUCUUCCACUCCCACCUGGAGACCCUGCAGCUGCUGAGGACUGCGGAGCUCCCGGAACAGGUCACCCUCAGCUACGGUGUCUUUGAGGGGAAACUCAACGUCAUUAAGCUACAGGGCCCCUUCUCCCCGGAGGAGGACCCCUCCAGGUUUCGCUCCCUCCAUUGUCUCCUCUACCCAGAUACACCCUGGUGUCCACAGUUGGUUGCCCGAUGAAUCCUGAACUGCUGGGCAAAGCUUGGACAGAGGCUUCUGGCUGUUCCUUGGCUCCCAGGGUGGCUCUGAGGGCCCCUGGCAAGUGUCUUGUGAUAGGCAGUUCCUGGCAGGGCCUUCUGGUGGUUGACAAGUCCAGGAUCUGGGUGGCAAUGGGCACUGAAGGCAUCCCAGGCCCCUAGGAGGGGAGUUAGAUGGCCCAGAGGACCAGCUGGACCAGCUGAUGGCCAGAGAGGCUCCAGGGCAUAGACUCUUUCAGGAGGCUGAAUUGCAAAAAAGGCAGGGGGCACCAGAACUGGGCUGGGGCUCAGGGGUCCUAACCCUUUAGGCAGUGACAUGGCCUCUGGGUGGGGCCUGGCUCUUGCCUCUGGCUCAUGUCUCUCAGGCAUUCCUCUGGGGCUCAAGCACUGAGCUGCCCACUCCCGCCUCCCUCGACUGGGUCCCAAGUCACUGAAGGGACACGGGUGGAAGGAUGGCAGAAUCCAGGGUCCUCAGUGGCUGCUGCUGUUGCCAACCAGUCUCGCAAAGCUCCUUGCUCUCCACCCCCUGUUCAGAUUUUGUUUGGAGCCUCGGCAUACCCGGGCCCAGAUGAAGAGCAUGAUGGGUCCCAGCCAGUCGUGAUGAUCCUUUUGCUCAUUUCCCAGCCUCCCUUGCUGUUAGGGGCUACCAUGGGGCUAGCUCUGGCCAGAGGGAACUAAGCAAAGCUAACAGAGACAUUUCUGGGGAAGGUUUUGCAGCCCACUCCCCAUCUUCCUGCUGUGAACAUGGGUGUGAUGGCUGGACCUAGGGCAGCCACGUUGCUACCAUGAAGGAAAGGCCCAGACAAUCACCCACAGCUAUUCCCUGCAUCUGGUUCUGUACGAAAAUUAAAUGCUUAUUUGUUUAA
This is a messenger RNA of Callithrix jacchus (white-tufted-ear marmoset), 2476 nucleotides long. The record is from RefSeq and is a predicted model, not a curated record. Lineage: Eukaryota; Metazoa; Chordata; Mammalia; Primates; Cebidae.